Messenger RNA from Quercus lobata, 3243 nucleotides. Its product is annotated as pentatricopeptide repeat-containing protein At1g08070, chloroplastic-like. The coding region runs from base 366 to 1985 and encodes 539 amino acids. NCBI's taxonomy places the organism in Eukaryota, Viridiplantae, Streptophyta, Magnoliopsida, Fagales, Fagaceae. The record is from RefSeq and is a predicted model, not a curated record. The transcript has a single exon. Gene Ontology annotation, molecular function: protein binding; RNA binding. Gene Ontology annotation, biological process: RNA modification.
UCCAAAACACAUAACACUAAGACACACAAGCAGACCAUUCUAUUAGUUGUAGUAGUUGUAGUUCUCCUCCGAAUCAAAGGGGUCAAAUUCAUUUUCCUUUCUUCGUUAAGCCGUGACAGUAAGUGCACACUAACACACAGCUUUCUGCUUCUAAAAUAUCGAAAAUUCAGCUUAUAAGUUUAGCCGCAAAGCCCACACAAAGGCUUGUUGAAGAAAAACUCAUUGCACUCUUGCAAUCAUGUAAGGCUCUAAAACAACUCAAACAAAUCCAAACCCAGAUAAUUACUCACAGCUUCCUACACAAUAAUGACUACUACUACUUCAUCGCAAGAAGAUUUAUCACAGCUUGUGCUGAGCUCAAGAAAAUGGCUUAUGCACGCAAAGUGUUCGAUCAAAUUCCUGACCCGCCGAAUAUUGCGCUGUGGAAUGCAAUGUUCAAAGGGUAUGCUCAAAAUGAGUCUUAUAGGGAAGUUUUAGUUUUGUUUAGUUAUAUGAAGAGCUUGGAUGUGAUGCCCAAUUGCUUUACUUUCCCUCUUGUUUUGAAAUCUUGUGGGAAAAUUAAUGCAUAUGUGGAAGGCCAGGAAGUGCAAUGUGUGGCAAUAAAGGGUGGUUUUAGAGCAAACCCAUUUGUGGGAACUACGUUGAUUGAUAUGUAUGCGGGUGGGGGAGCAGUUAGAGAGGCUUACAAGGUGUUUGGUGAGAUGGUCGAUAGGAAUGUUGUUGCUUGGACUUCGAUGAUUAGUGGGUAUAUUUUGUGUUGUGAUAUGGUUUCUGCACAGCGCCUUUUUGAUUUGGCUCCUGAGAGAGAUGUUGUGUUGUGGAACACUAUGGUUUCGGGUUAUAUUGAAUUGGGUGAUAUGGUAGCAGCAAGGAAGCUUUUCAAUGAGAUGCCUAACCGAGAUGUGAUGUCUUGGAAUACGGUGUUGAACGGUUAUGCGAAUAAUGGGGAUGUUGAGGCAUGUGAGAGGUUGUUUGAAGAGAUGCCUGAGAGGAAUAUUUUCUCUUGGAAUGGAUUGAUUGGAGGGUAUGCCCGAAAUGGGAAAUUCUUUGAAGUUAUGGAGACAUUCAAAAGGAUGCUAAUUGAGGGUAAUGUGCUUCCUAAUGAUGCCACACUGGUGAUCGCAUUGUCUGCUUGUUCAAGAUUAGGAGCUCUUGAUUUAGGUAAGUGGGUUCAUGCGUAUGCAGAGAGUAAUGGAUAUAAGGGAAAUCUUUACAUUGGGAAUGCUUUGAUUGACAUGUAUGCAAAAUGUGGAAUUAUAGAAAAUGCUGUUGAUGUGUUCAAGAGCAUGGGUAGAAAGGAUUUGAUCACGUGGAACACCAUAAUCAAUGGCAUAGCAAUGCAUGGACAUGGGAGUGACGCCCUUAAUGUGUUUUGUGAGAUGAAAAAUGCUGGAGAAACACCAGAUGGAAUCACAUUCAUAGGUAUCCUGUGCGCUUGUACACACAUGGGCUUAGUUGAAGAUGGCUUUUCAUAUUUCCAGUCAAUGGUUGAUGAUUAUUCAAUUGUGCCUCAAAUUGAGCAUUAUGGUUGUAUGGUUGAUCUGUUUGCCCGAGCUGGUCUUUUAGAGCAGGCAAUAGAGUUUGUGAGGAAGAUGCCCAUGGAAGCAGAUGCUGUUAUUUGGGCUGCCUUACUUGGGGCAUGUAGGAUUUACAAAAACAUUGAGUUGGCUGAAAUGGCUCUUGACCAGCUUAUCAAACUUGAACCAAAGAACCCCUCAAAUUUCGUUAUGCUGUCAAAUAUAUAUGGGGAUCUUGGGAGAUGGAAAGAUGUUGCACGACUAAAAGUUGCAAUGAGGGAUACAGGAUUGCGAAAAUUGCCAGGAUGUAGCUUGAUUGAGGUCAACGAUUCUGUUGUUGAGUUCUAUUCCUUAGAUGAGAGGCAUUCUGAGAGAGAGGAAAUCUAUAGAGCCUUGAGGGGGUUGACAAAAUCGUUAAGAUCAUUUGAAUAUCUACCAGACCUGAUGGAACAUGAGCAGGGAGGUUAAAGAUAACGGAGGGUUAAGGCAAACACUUAUUAAAGUUUUAAUUAACUUAACACUUAAAAAUUAAAUUUCUCAUCUCUUGAUUCUCUUAGUCCCCCUUUGGGAUUAAAUUUCUAUUUUGUUGAAUAUAGAGUUCCUAAAUGAAUUCUUUUGCUUUGAAAAUCUUGACUGGUUGAUAAAUGUGGACGUGUAUGUUUCCUAGGUUUUAAUGAUAGAAAAAUUGUUCUCUCUAACUGUAGUUUCUUUCCUAAGAUUCUAAGUUUGAAAUAUUGAUAAUUGAGUCUAUGUGCUCACUAAUUUUGGGAAACGAAAGCUUCGUUUAGAAGUCUAGUACAAUGUUUUGCUUUAGGGGUUUUAAAAUAUUUCUUUAGAUACAUAUAUAUGUUUAAGUGUUUGGGUUAAGCUCAACUUGAUUUGAUUUGUCCUUACUUGAGUAUUUGAAAAAUUACCCUCAAAUCCUCUUUUAACCAAAGAAAAAAUCACUACUUUGAAACCUGGAAAUAUAUCAAUGCUUCAUUUCAGUCAAUUUUCUUGAAUAGGUUUUUAAUCAAAUUUCACCUUUAGAAAGAACACCUUGUCUACAAAAUAUAUGUUUUGUCUCUAUUAUUGUCUUAUUUUCUACCGUAGUUUAAUGGUCUAGAGCUUAACAUCAUUUUUUUUUUCAUGUGGUUGGAAGAGUACACAAUUUUAGUGGAAUCUCUUUUUUACAUUUUGUGUCAUGUUCUCCAUUGCUUACGUCUAUAAACUUGGGAAAUAGUUUUCUGGCCAUUGCUGUCAGGCUUGAAUAACCAAUCCAUGGCAAAUUUUCACAAUUCCCUGCCAUUUUCAAACUUUGGCUAGCUUGAGGAUGUAGCAUGCAUUGUCACUGCAGUCGUUCGUAAUUGGCCUUAUAGCAAUAUGCAUUUGAAAGAAUGAACUGAGCAUAAAAGGUUAACUUGGAUGAAGAGAGAGUUUAUUGGGGUUACAAUGCUGAUAUUAGGGUCAUUUUUUUAUUAUUAUUAUUAUUAGUUUAUUACUCUUUUACUUGAAGAAUAUGGCAGCAACUGUAGAAAACGUACUUGGUUAGUCUGCAGAUUGCUUGAAAUUCCUCUCUAUGUGCUCGGAAGCUAAGACCCACUUGGUAAUAUCUUUUUUUGUUAUUUUUGUUGAAAUCCACUUUAAUGUCAUAAAUAUUUGCUGUAAUCCUAGAGCUGUGUAUUCAUAAUGCUAUGGUGUCUUUAGUAUUUGUUCUAGAGAAGAUUGUUGUAAACUCUUUAUUCAA